CUUUCUUGCCUUCAAAAAAAUGGUUCAAUUUUGUUCCUUCAUCGAUCUUGGUGGGAGGUCAAAGGUCUGAUCUAUUAAUCGUCUACAAAUUUUCGAAAGAUCUCAAUACUCGUAGAUGGUUUUUCAUCUUGGUUCCUUCUCUAUGCUUCACAAAAAGGUCAUACUGGAAACUCGACGAUCGAAGAAGAGAAAUAUGGUCACCA
This is a messenger RNA of Amoebophrya sp. A25, 203 nucleotides long. The record is from the annotation of a GenBank genome assembly. NCBI's taxonomy places the organism in Eukaryota, Dinophyceae, Syndiniales, Amoebophryaceae.